UGGAUCAUCAAAGACUACAACAGCAACACCCAGACGAUUUCUCCCGAGAGCAACGCCAAUCUGCAGGCUGCGUGGGGAGACCAGGGCGUAACGGUCCUCCCUGCGGGUGCCUACGUAUGGGUGAUCAAGAGCACUGAUUCUGGAUACACCAUUCAGGACGGCAAGCAGACGGUGUACUGGGGAGUCGCUGACGCCGUUGACAAUGCAAACGUGACGAUCACUGCUGGCACUGGGAAUGAGAAGCAGAGGUGGAUCUUCCACCAGGCUUGAGCAUCUCCCUCAUGCCACGCUUGUGUUGAAAGUCGCAGUCAAGGUUUCGCUCUCAAUGUACCAAUAGUAUGUCCGAGUCUGGAAAUGAUUCCGUAUCUUGUGAAUGACCAUUGGAAUUGCGAUUCACCGUUUCAUGGGCGCAGUCAUAUUCGUUUCGUAGUCGACACUGCCCCUUGAAUUUCGUGCUCGGGCCGUGUGUAUCUGCUGUCCCCAACGUUU
Postia placenta MAD-698-R-SB12 is the source of this 489-nucleotide messenger RNA. RefSeq lists its product as hypothetical. The record is from RefSeq and is a predicted model, not a curated record. The transcript has 3 exons. The annotation marks the transcript as partial. Lineage: Eukaryota; Fungi; Basidiomycota; Agaricomycetes; Polyporales; Adustoporiaceae.